AUGUCCAAGGUAUACUUCGACGUCGAGGCUGAGGGCCAACCAUUGGGUCGUAUCAUUUUCAAACUUUACAACGACGUGGUUCCAAAGACCGCCGAGAACUUCCGUGCUCUAUGUACCGGUGAAAAGGGUUUCGGCUACGCCGGCUCCCCUUUCCACCGUGUCAUCCCAGACUUCAUGUUGCAAGGUGGUGAUUUCACCGCUGGUAACGGUACUGGUGGUAAGUCCAUCUACGGUGGCAAGUUCCCAGAUGAGAACUUCACUCGCCGUCACGACCGUCCAGGUCUAUUGUCCAUGGCUAACGCUGGUCCAAACACCAACGGUUCUCAAUUCUUCAUUACUACUGUGCCAUGUCCUUGGUUGGACGGCAAGCACGUGGUCUUUGGUGAAGUUACCGAUGGCUACGAUGUUGUCAAGAAGGUUGAGAGUCUAGGGUCCGGUUCCGGUGCUACCAGAGCUAAGAUCUCUGUUGCCAAGUCUGGUGAAUUGUAA
Molecule: messenger RNA, 489 nt
Organism: Torulaspora delbrueckii
Lineage: Eukaryota; Fungi; Ascomycota; Saccharomycetes; Saccharomycetales; Saccharomycetaceae
Gene: CPR1
Product: peptidylprolyl isomerase CPR1
Exons: 1
Coding region: 1-489 (162 amino acids)
Biological process (GO): protein peptidyl-prolyl isomerization; protein folding
Molecular function (GO): peptidyl-prolyl cis-trans isomerase activity
Source: RefSeq, a predicted model, not a curated record